GCCGAUCUUCAGCUCAACCAAAAAGCACAGCCGCAGCCCCUCCUCGUCUCGGAAAUAAAUACCAUACAAACAACAAAACUUCCCCCUGAUCCAUCCUUCCACAUCAUCUCCUAUCUUUCUCUCAUUAAAACAUCAGAACCAAAGAAAAUCAAUAUGGGUUUCUCCGACAUCCUUCAAGACGCCGUCUCCCAGGCCGUCAGCCACGCCACUAACAACUCUGGCGGCGGCGGCAACAACAACAACAACCAGGGCGGUUCCAACCAGAGCUACGGAGGUGACUCCUACAACGACCGUCCCUCCCACGGCGGCAACCAAGGAGGCUACAAUGACCGUCCCUCUCAAGGCUACGGAGGAGACUCCUACGGUGACCGCCCUUCCCACGGCGGCAACCAAGGCGGCUACGGAGGAGGCUACAACGACCGCCCCUCUCAAGGCUACGGAGGUGACUCCUACAACGACCGUCCCUCCCAUGGCGGCAACCAAGGCGGCUACGGAGGAGGCCCCUCUUACAACGACACCUCUUACAACGCCCCACCCCCCUCCCACGGCGGCUAUCACAAUUCCAAUCCCUCCUCCCAUGGCUUCUCCGACAGCGACGUGAACCCAGCCCUCGCCCACGCCCAACAGCACUCCGACUCCAACUCCAAUGACUCCUCCCUCUUCAGCACCGCCCUGAACUUCAUCAAGGACAAGCAAGGCCGCUCUUCCUCCCCCGACAUCGACGAGUCCGAGAUGGUCCAGUCCCACCAACAGCUCUACAAUGACGACGAUGGCAGCAAAACCCAUGAUUCGAGGUCCCUAGGUGCUGGUGCUGCCAUGCAGGCGCUUAAGAUGUUCAGCUCCGGCCAGAGCGGUGGGUCUUCCGGCGGUGAUCAGAAUGCCUUCAUUGGUAUGGCGAUGAGCCAGGCUGCCAAGCUUUGGGAGCAGAAGAAUUCGAGUGGCAACGUGACCGAUGAUAAGCAGUCGGCUGUUAACAAGGCCGCUGAGAUGGCAUUGAAGAUGUACAUGAAGAACCAGGGUAGUGGAUCGUCCGGUAGUGGUGGGCCGGCGUUGAUGAGCUUGGCCAGCAAGUUCCUGGGCAAAUAGGUUUGGUUAAUGGUUUAAUUUGUUUCUUUCGUGUGAAUAUGGUAUAUGGUUUAUGUUAUAUUGUUGGACAUGACAGAAUGAUAUACAGAAUGAUCUGCUACUAUUGAACGCAUGAAUAAAUACAUGCUAUGCCUCUUGAAGGGUGAAAUUUGAUCACAACAAUUCUAUUUUAU
Molecule: messenger RNA, 1259 nt
Organism: Aspergillus caelatus
Lineage: Eukaryota; Fungi; Ascomycota; Eurotiomycetes; Eurotiales; Aspergillaceae
Exons: 3
Coding region: 154-1086 (310 amino acids)
Source: RefSeq, a predicted model, not a curated record